Messenger RNA from Amorphotheca resinae ATCC 22711, 1119 nucleotides. RefSeq lists its product as hypothetical. Gene Ontology annotation, molecular function: saccharopine dehydrogenase (NAD+, L-lysine-forming) activity. Gene Ontology annotation, cellular component: cytoplasm. Bases 1 to 1119 code for a protein of 372 amino acids. The transcript has 3 exons. The record is from RefSeq and is a predicted model, not a curated record. NCBI's taxonomy places the organism in Eukaryota, Fungi, Ascomycota, Leotiomycetes, Helotiales, Amorphothecaceae.
AUGUCGGGAACUACUCUGCAUCUGCGCUCCGAGUUGGGCAAGGCCCUUGAACACCGCUCUGCCCUCACACCAACCACCGCCAAAGCUCUUAUAGACGCUGGAUAUAAAGUCAAUGUUGAGCGCAGUUCCGAGCGAAUCUUUGAUGACAGCGAAUUCGAGAAGGUCGGGGCCACGUUGGUCGAAGAAAACACAUGGCGCCAGGCCCCUACUGAUCACAUUAUCAUUGGCCUGAAGGAGCUUCCUGUUGACGACUUUCCUCUGGAGCACACCCAUGUUCAAUUUGCACACUGCUACAAGGGCCAGGCCGGAUGGGAAAAUGUCCUUUCUCGAUUCCCUCGCGGCGGGGGAACUCUCCUCGACCUUGAGUUCCUCACUGAUGACAGAGGCCGACGAGUUGCUGCCUUUGGAUACCAUGCUGGCUUCGCUGGCGCAGCUUUGGCUCUUGAGAACUGGGCCUGGCAACUCACACAUCCCGCAUCCGAGCCAUUCCCCAGCGUUUCGAGUUACCCCAAUGAAGAAGCGCUGCUAGUCGACGUCAGGAAGGCAGUUGAAGAUGGAAAAGCAAAGGCUGGCAAGGCACCAAGAGUUCUUGUGAUUGGCGCAUUGGGCCGAUGUGGAAGUGGAGCCGUUGACCUCUGCUUAAAGGCUGGAGUACCAACCGAGAAUGUGUUGAAGUGGGAUAUGGCAGAGACUGCCAAAGGUGGACCUUUCCCCGAGAUUGUGGAGAGCGACAUCUUCAUCAACUGCAUAUACUUGACGUCCAAGAUCCCUAACUUCGUCGAUAUGAAGAGCUUGGAUACCCCUAAUCGCAAGCUCUCUGUCAUCUGUGACGUUAGCGCAGAUACCACCAACCCAAACAACCCUAUCCCAGUUUAUACUGUCGCCACUACAUUCAAGGAGCCGACUGUUCCUGUGGAGGUUAAGGGAGAGCCACGUCUCAGCGUGAUCAGCAUUGAUCACCUGCCAAGCUUGCUUCCUAGAGAGUCAAGCGAGGCUUUCAGCAAGGACUUACUUCCAAGCCUGCUGCAUCUGAACGAGUGGAGAACAACUCCGGUUUGGGCCAAGGCAGAGAAGCUGUUCCAGGAGAAGGUAGCUACACUACCAAAGAGUGUUUUAUAG